Molecule: messenger RNA, 3272 nt
Organism: Oryza brachyantha (malo sina)
Lineage: Eukaryota; Viridiplantae; Streptophyta; Magnoliopsida; Poales; Poaceae
Product: probable alpha,alpha-trehalose-phosphate synthase [UDP-forming] 7
Exons: 3
Coding region: 231-2963 (910 amino acids)
Biological process (GO): trehalose biosynthetic process
Cellular component (GO): cytosol
Molecular function (GO): catalytic activity
Source: RefSeq, a predicted model, not a curated record
AGUCGCAUUUCCCAUUUCGAUUCGAGGGCUCGAAAACCCACCACCUCUCUCUCUAUCUGGCUCGCCUUCGUCUCGCCGGCCGUCUCUCUCAGAUCAGAUCAAAGCGGACACCAACUCCUCCUCCCCUAGGGUAGGGUUUGGUAAAAUCCUCCAUUUCGUCCUCGGAUCGAACGGGGGUGCUAGGGGGGCUCCGAUCGAGAGGGAAGGGUUUGCGGUGGUUUGUUUCAGCCAUGAUGUCGCGGUCGUACACCAACCUUCUCGAUCUCGCGGAGGGCAACUUCGCGGCGCUGGGCCCGGGAGCCGGCGGAGGCGGCGGGGGAAGGCGGCGGUCGGGGUCGUUCGGGCUGAAGCGGAUGUCGCGGGUGAUGACGGUGCCCGGGACGCUGUCAGAGCUGGACGGGGAGGAGGACUCGGAGCCCGCGGCGACGAACAGCAUCGCCUCCGACGUGCCCUCGUCGGUGGCGGGAGAUCGAGUCAUAGUGGUAUCCAACCAGCUGCCCAUCGUCGCACGCCGCCGUCCCGACGGCCGGGGGUGGUCCUUCUCCUGGGACGAUGACUCGCUGCUCCUCCAGCUCCGGGAUGGCAUCCCCGAUGAGAUGGAGGUGCUCUUCGUCGGUUCCCUCCGCGCCGACGUGCCCGUCGCCGAACAGGAUGAAGUCUCUCAGGCGCUACUGGAUCGCUUCCGCUGUGCCCCGGUAUUCCUACCCGACCUCCUCAGCGAACGCUUUUACCACCGGUUCUGCAAGCGCCAUCUAUGGCCUCUGUUCCACUACAUGCUCCCCUUCUCUUCCUCCGCGUCCCCGAGCUCCUCCUCCUCCGCAUCCUCGUUCGGCAGUGGCCGCUUCGACCGCGGCGCGUGGGAGGCCUACGUGCUCGCGAACAAGUUUUUCUUUGAGAAAGUCGUGGAGAUCAUCAACCCAGAGGAUGACUACGUAUGGGUUCAUGACUACCAUCUCAUGGCGCUACCCACCUUCCUUCGUCGACGCUUCAACCGCCUGCGCAUCGGUUUCUUCCUCCACAGCCCAUUCCCCUCGUCGGAGAUCUACCGGACCCUCCCUGUUCGCGAGGAGAUCUUAAAGGCGCUGCUCAAUUGUGACCUUAUUGGAUUCCACACUUUCGACUACGCCAGACAUUUCCUCUCUUGCUGUAGUAGGAUGCUGGGAAUCGAAUACCAGUCGAAGCGUGGAUACAUUGGGCUGGAUUACUUUGGGCGGACUGUUGGGAUCAAAAUCAUGCCGGUGGGAGUUCAUAUGGGUCAACUGCAGACGGUUCUGAGCUUGCCCGACAGGGAGUGGAGGGUCUCUGAGCUGCAGCAGCAGUUUGAGGGGAAGACUGUGUUGCUCGGUGUGGAUGAUAUGGAUAUCUUCAAGGGGAUCAACUUGAAGCUUCUUGCGUUUGAGAAUUUGUUGAGGACACAUCCCAAGUGGCAGGGGCGGGCAGUGUUGGUGCAAAUUGCUAAUCCAGCCCGUGGAAAGGGUAAGGAUCUGGAAGCCAUCCAGGCAGAGAUUCAUGAGAGCUGCAAGAGGAUUAAUGGAGAGUUUGGCCAGUCAGGAUACAACCCUGUUGUCUUCAUUGACCGUGAUGUGUCAAGUGUAGAGAAGAUUGCUUACUACACAAUAGCAGAAUGUGUGGUGGUGACUGCAGUGAGGGAUGGGAUGAACUUGACGCCAUAUGAAUAUAUUGUCUGUAGGCAGGGGUCUGAUUCCACACCAGAAGUGAAUGGACUGAAGAAGAGCAUGCUGGUGGUAUCAGAAUUCAUUGGGUGCUCACCAUCUCUGAGUGGUGCUAUUCGGGUUAACCCAUGGAAUAUAGAGGCAACCGCAGAGGCACUGAAUGAGGCCAUAUCAAUGUCAGAGCAGGAAAAACACCUAAGGCAUGAGAAGCAUUACCGUUAUGUCAGCACCCAUGAUGUUGCUUAUUGGUCAAAAAGUUUCAUUCAAGAUUUAGAGAGGGCUUGCAAGGACCACUUCAGGAGGACAUGUUGGGGCAUCGGAUUGGGGUUUGGUUUCAGGGUGGUGGCUUUAGAUCCUCAUUUCACAAAGCUUAACAUGGAUUCAAUUGUUAUGGCUUAUGAGCGGUCAAAGAGUAGAGCUAUAUUUCUUGAUUACGAUGGAACGCUGGUGCCACAGACUUCCAUCAGCAGGACACCUAGCAUCGAAGUUUUGAGGAUUAUCAAUACCCUGUGCUCAGAUAGUAGGAACAAAGUUUUUCUUGUCAGUGGGAGACGGAGGGACAAAUUGGGAGAAUGGUUUUCCUCAUGUCCAGAAUUGGGCAUUGCCGCAGAGCAUGGUUACUUCUUAAGGUGGACUAGAGAUGAAGAGUGGCAAACAUGUAUCCAGGUCUCGGACUUCGGGUGGAUGGAAAUGGCCAAGCCAGUGAUGAAUUUGUACACAGAAGCAACUGAUGGAUCUUACAUUGAUCCCAAGGAAAGCGCUUUGGUGUGGCAUCACCAGGAUGCUGACCCAGGAUUUGGGUCCUCCCAGGCAAAGGAGUUACUUGAUCAUCUGGAAAGUGUACUAGCAAAUGAGCCAGUUUCUGUCAAAAGUGGCCAGUUCAUUGUUGAAGUCAAACCACAGGGAGUAAGCAAGGGAGUAGUAGCUGAGAAGAUACUCAUCUCAAUGAAGGAGAGAGGAAAGCAGGCCGAUUUUGUAUUGUGCAUUGGUGAUGACAGGUCGGAUGAGGACAUGUUUGAGAAUAUUGCUGGCACUAUUAAAAAGGGUAUGGUUGCUCCAAACACAUCAUUGUUUGCAUGCACUGUGGGACAAAAACCAAGCAAGGCGAAAUUUUACCUGGAUGAUACGUUCGAUGUGGUCACCAUGCUGAGCGCACUGGCAGAUGCUACUGAAGCAGAACCGGAGGCCGAGCUAGCCGAUGAGUUUGAUGAACUGGCUGUGUCUGACGAUUCAGUUGAUAUCUAUGAUGAACACACGUCCAGUGAUGAUAGACUGAUCGGGGGAUCCUAGUCAAGGUUGCUUACAUCUGCAGAUUAUCAUGAUUGAUUCAGCCGUAUGUACCCACAGCUUGUGAUCCUUAAUUAACGCGUAACGCGUUAUCAGGUGCAUUCUUUUUUGAAUUGAGGUCGUAGCAAAUGUGAAUGGUGAAGUUUGUGCUGGUUGUUGAUGGCCUCCUUUUGGCUUUCGUUACUCCGAUAACGUUGCUCCAGGCCUCCGUAGUUUGCGCUUUAUUGUUGCUCUGUUCGGAAAAGGCUUAUACUGAACCCGUGCUGUGCAACGCUUUUCUAAAAAGGACAUACAAGAUGAAAUUCUACUGCC